Molecule: messenger RNA, 5073 nt
Organism: Pieris rapae (cabbage white)
Lineage: Eukaryota; Metazoa; Arthropoda; Insecta; Lepidoptera; Pieridae
Product: VWFA and cache domain-containing protein 1
Exons: 1
Coding region: 626-4159 (1177 amino acids)
Cellular component (GO): voltage-gated calcium channel complex
Molecular function (GO): voltage-gated calcium channel activity
Source: RefSeq, a predicted model, not a curated record
UGACCAAAGGAGACAGUUAAAAUUAAAGCAAGAUAAAUUUUCAAUACAUAUUUUCAGUGAAAACUCAUUUAUUUGAUUUUCCAUAGAUAUGUUUUAAAUGGAUUGUACGACGGUCACAUAUGUGCAUCUGUUUUAUUGUAACAAACCAACCAAUAUUUUUCACCGUUAAUCAAACGUGUCCAGGGCCAAAUACAUUUACAGCACUUAGCAACUGAACUGCAUAAUUUCUAGACAGUUAAAAGAGUAUUUUUCUUUAACCUAAAAUCUGAAUUACGUUUGUCGAUUUGUCCAGAAUGUCCACUCCUGCUGGUUUCGUUAUCUGUGGUCAGGACGCGGUAUAAAUUUUAUGUUAAUUUUGGAUGAUGUUUGUAGUCUGUACCAUCUUCUCACCUACAACAAUAUGUCGAUACAUGAAUUCUGAGGUCUGUAGUCUGUGCUUGUAAAUUGUUAUCAAAAUAUGUCGCGAUUUGUAACCAAGUUAGUUUGUUUUUAUUAUUUAUUAAAAUUGAUGUGAUAAUAAUAAUUUAUUUCACACAAAAGUGUUUUAAUAUGGAGUUAAAAUAUAGUUUUAAACUGCGAUUGUAUAUGGAAGUGAUUAGAAGUUAGAUUAACAUCAGCCAUAAAAAUGAACAUACAAUGUUUUAUAGUCAUUAUCGGCGUUUCUAGAGUGCUUUCGCAAAAUGAAGAUUGCACUACAAAUAGCAGCCGAUGUGACUAUAAGUUAAGUAUAAAGCAGUUGUCUCAUACUCUAGCUACUAAGUUAACAGAAUAUACUGUCAAAGAAUUAGGAAGCGAGUAUACAUCGCAUUUAGAAGUACGAACUGCAUACAAAUUGAACUAUGAUACAACAGCAUUGCUCUCCAACAUAGUAGAGAAACUUAACUACAAACUUUCUUCAGCAGUGAAUAUACUUUUGGAUAUGAAGGAAUCUCUUGAUCUCAAUAAUACACUUACUUUUACUCAUCCAUGUCCCUUUAAUUCUAUAAGAAAAUCAGUUUUUGUCAAGCCAAGUUAUGUUUCUAAAGAUCCCCAGAUUAAUAUGCUUGAACGCUUUAAAGAUUUGAAGAUAAAAAGACAAUACUUUUUAGCACACAUUGAUUAUGCAACAGACAAAGAUUGUACAAAUAUACCCCAUUCUAAUCUACGGUAUUUAUACCAUAAAGUUUUUCAUGGAAGCCCUAAAUUGGUUGUUUUCAUUAUUGAUAACAAUAUGAGAAUGGAAUCAUUACAACAUGCUAUUAAUAUUGCAAAAGAAACUGUAUAUGCUUUGCAAUCUAUAGAUAUGAUUGCUUUAAAGAUUACUAAUAUGACAAGCUUUAUCAAGUUUGAAGAUAUCUGCAGUAAUGAUGAUGUGUCCAAUAUUGGUAAUGCUACAGAGAGUAACAAAUUACUGUUCCGUGAAUAUUUGUCAACAAUAGAUUUUUCAUCCACAAGUCUUCCCCCUCAAACAAUUGGUAGAGAAUUAAGAACACUGUUGAAUGGAACACAUUUACCAGAAAACAAAUUAUUAAUUUUUCUGACAGAUACAAAAGUAAUGGAUAAUGAUAUAUGGUUAAAGAUAUUCCCACAUUCAACAAAUGAAAAAGUAAAGUUUGCUAUUGGUUUACUGUAUGAAAACUACAUUGAUAAAAAUUGUUCUUUGGGUAUCUUACACUUUGACAAGUGGCACAAUCAUUCUAAUAAUCAUUCUGUUAUGAAAAUGCAUAUCAAUGACAGUGGUGUGAUUGGCCAAGUAGCUUCUGCAUUUAUAUCACUGCUGCCUAAUAAGUAUGACCAGAAUCUAAAAGUAGAAUUACCUAUUUGGGAAGCAACAGAAAGGGAUUUUAUUGUUUCUAUGGUUAUUCCAACAUCAAGCGGCAUCCUUGGUUUGGAUUUAUACUGGUCUGACCUCGCUGAAGAUAUAAUUUAUUUUAAAGGAAACAUUCAAAGGCGAGCAUUUGUCAUGGAUUUUUCAGGUAAAAUUCUUAUGCAUACAUACUUUCCAAGACCUGAGGCCAUUUCUGAAAAAAUUAAAUUUACAACUUUGGAUAAAAUUGAAACCUCUCCAUUUAUUGAAAAUAUUAUGCAAGAAAUGCUUUUAAACAGUUCAGGGAAUAUGACUGUAAUUAAGAAUAAUACAACAAGUAAAAUCACUUAUUCAUGGAAAUGGGUAAGACAACUCUAUAUUGUUUGUAUUGUUUUUGAGGAAUCAAAUUCUACAAUAUUUAAUAUGUCAAAUUCCUUUCUUACAAGAACAAAUAAAGAGAUUCUUUUUCAUAGAAUAGAUUUAUUUCCUCCUAGGACUGGUAGGAUUUGUAGACAUUUUAAACAAAUAUCAACUAUUGAACAGGGUACUGUGUACUUAAGUCCUUCUAGUUUUCAAUCACCAUUUACUUAUCUGUAUGAUAUGAGCGAUGGUCAAGAGGCUAUAACAUAUAUGCAGAAUUACUUAGCUUAUCUAAGAAGUGUUGCUCAUGGUUUGUUAUCAAAUCCUGGUCUGAAAAGUGAAAUACAACAUGAUGUCGGCUUUUUAAAUUCUAUAUUAUCUUUCUAUAAGAGACAACACUUGCAUGGCAGCCUUUCCAAAUAUGUAGUCAGGAGGUAUGCAGUUACAGAUAGUGGAGUCCUUGUAAUGUUUCCUGGGACUGUGUUAGAAUAUGAUUAUGAACCAGUGAGAAGACCCUGGUACACACAUGCUAUAGAAAAUCCUGGAAAAAUCAUAUUAACUUCUCCUAAUUUGGAUGUUGGUGGUGCAGGAUACAUUGUUACAAUUUCGUUUUCCAUUAAGAGUCCCAGUUAUCCUGCUAUGGUAGUAGCAAUGGAUGUUACUAUGGGAUUUUUAUACAAACUUCUGAUAGAUAGUUCACCUCUAUGUUCCAUGUCAUAUAACAAAUGUUUUAUCAUGAAUAAUAGGGGUUAUUUAGUGUCCCAUCCUGGUCUAAUGGAUCCAAAUAGUUCAGGCCCAAUUGAGCAACAACAUAUAACACAUAAAGAAUCUAUGAUUGCAAUUGAUAUGUUGAAUCACAAAGGGUUUGUUACUAAAAGGUUAUGCAACAAUUUCUAUGAUAAAACAAUUCAAAGGUACUAUGAUUUCAACACAUCCUUGUCCUCUGUCCUAUCAAAUGUUGUGUCUACUGAUCAUUGUGUACACUAUUACAUAACUGCUAUACCAGGUACUAACGCAUUCAUUGGCCUCAUUAAUGCAUCAUGCAGUGUUGGCGCUUUUUGCCCUUGUAGUAUGGUAGAUCGUCUUUGUUUAAAUUGUAAUCGUAUGGAACAAACGGAAUGCGAAUGCCCCUGCGAGUGUAGCUCUGAACAGUUUGAAUGUCCCAAUUCAAACGCUUCAAAUUUUAUCCAUGAUGUGCCGCUGUGCGGUAUUACUCCCGAAAGUAAUAAUCAUAAAUCCCACUAUUUCCACAAUGUAGCUGAAAAUCUUAAGUCAUGCUUUGAUUUUCAAUGUGAGGCAUAUCUCACGCAUUCCGCUUGUCUGGGUGUAUUAGGCUGCGAAUGGUGUCAAAUUGAUGCCGAUGGGCGAUCCCCUUUGACAACUCCUUUCUGUACGUCACAGUCUACAUGCUUUAAUGGUGUGUUGGGUGCUGUGACUCCAUAUGGAGAGGGUACCUUUGGUCAUAUAAAUAAAGAUGCAUUUGCUAGUUAUUCAGCCAUAGGUCCCAUAGCAGGGUUUAUUGUAACAGUUAGUUUGAUAAUAGCUGUAGCCACAUACUGUUAUAAACAGAAUACCUCUUCUGCGAGCUGUCACAAUUUAUACGUUGACGGUCCUGCUGAAACAUGGCAUGAUGCUGAUGUGCAGAUGGGUCAUUUACAAAGUGAUGAUAGGCACGAUUCUUCUGGACAAGACAAGCUAUUACCAGCUUUGGAAAUUGAAGCGCCAAUAUCUCCCUACCGUGUGAUAACGGGAUAUAGACGGCCACACACAGCUGGGGGCUCAGAUCAAGGUUACUCUACAAUGACACCUCAUGAGGAUUCAGAAGCAACUGGGUUUUCUGUAAAUGAUCCAACCGUACUCUCAGACGAUACAAAGUCUGAUGCUAGUUUUCCUCCUCCGGCUAGGGUUAAACCACGACUUAUGCAGACAGAUUUAACCAUGACUGUAUUACCAUGUGGAAAGAAUAGCGUUAUAGCCCCUGUGACCGUCCAUAGAAACAUGGAAGCUUCUUAGAAACUAAAAAUCUACCUCGUUUGUAUAUAUACGGUUUGUUAGUUUUACUUAGUUAAGCUUAUUUUCAUUGUGAUAAUAUUAAUAUGUUCGCCAAUUAGUAAUAGUUAGUAUAAGUUUUAGUUUUUUUUAACUGAUUGACAUUGUUUUCCUAUAUGAAAUCCUAUUAAUUAAUUUUGGUGCUGUAUAAAUGAAAUACAUAGAUUUAAUUUUAUACACAUUUGUCGUCAUUAGACAAGUUUGCCAACUGAGUUUAACUAAUAAUAAUUAGCGUAUGAUAAUGUAUGUUAGAUUGCCAUAAACGUUUUCGUUAUUUUUUUUAACAAAUCAUGUAAUUCAUGUGCAGAUAUCCAAUGGUAUGGAAAUGAAUGUUAUAUCCAGUUCAAUUAUUUUUAUAUGAAGUAUUAGGUAUAACUUAGAAUUAGUUUUAAUUGUGCAAUUUUGACGGCUAAUAACUAUUUUUUAUAAAUUUGUACUUAAAUAUAAGAUUUGUAAAUUAAAUAUGUAUUCAUGAAUGUAUAAGUAACGCAUCUUACAGGAAUAAAUAUUCCUAACAUACAAUAAUUUUUUAAAUUGUAAAAUCGAGCAUAUUUUGCAGCUGUACUUAGACAACAUAUUUAUGUUAAUCGGCAAUUAAUGUUUACAUUAAUUACUAUAUAAUAUAUAUACCUUGUAAAUUCUUUCAUAAAUAACACCUUAAUCAUACAUCACAAUAUGUGUACUGAUUGAACAAAAUAUGUAUGCGUAAAAUUAUAACUGGUAACUGUAACAUAUUUUACAAUAUUUUCCUUUAUAUUAUGAAUGUUUGAAGUAAUAUUGUAAUCGAAAUCAAUGUGCCAGUGCCUCCUGUAUAAGCUGAAUGUAUAUUAAGACUGAAUUUGAUGUUGCAUUUACAUUGUAAUAAACUUUUUUUGUAA